Molecule: messenger RNA, 603 nt
Organism: Paramecium sonneborni
Lineage: Eukaryota; Ciliophora; Oligohymenophorea; Peniculida; Parameciidae
Source: the annotation of a GenBank genome assembly
AUGAUAAACUUUAUGGCUACAUAUGAAGAUCAAACACAAGAUUAGUUUGAUUAAGAACUCGAACAAUUUGGUUCUCCAAAUACAUUACAUUUUUCUGAUCAGGGUUAAAGUUCUUAUGUUGAUUCAGGUAUAUAAGAUUCAAAUUUAUUGACUCCUUAACAGCAAGUAAUUAAAAAAAUAAAAUUGGCAAUUCAAAGAAGACUUCCACCAAAAAGAAUUCAAUACACUUAUCAUAAAAAAAAGAAGCGUCCUCCUCCAAAACCAAUUAUUCACAUAAAUGUCUUGUUAUGGAGAAAUCCAAUGCUCAUCCUUUCUCCAAUAUUAAAGAUAAGAGAAUUUUAGAACUUUUUCUAAAGAUAGAAUCUUAAUAUUUUAAAAUAUCAAAAUCAUUUCCAGGCAAGAGUGUCAGCAUGAUCAAGAAUAGAUGCUACAAAUACCUUCGUUAUAGAUGGGAUGAAGUUAUGGGAAUGUAAUUUGAAUUUAACUAUUUUUUUUAGUGAUUAUAGACACAUGAAUUCCCUUCCAGAAUGUUAUCUUUUAAAGGUCAAAAUGAAUUCAAAUUAUGUUAUUACAGUGAUGAACAUGAUUCUGAAUGCUGAAUAU